CCGUCCCGGUGGACGUCCGGUGUGGUGGUGUAUUAGCUCAUGUAGGCUCGCCGGUACUGCCGGGUCGGGUCUCUUGUUGGCGACCCCGCGGUGUAUUAGCUCUCGGCCGAUUUCCAUUUCCUUGAGAAUCAUCAUAUGGAAUCUACUGAGGUGUAACAGAAGCAGUAUAGCCAGAAACUGAUGAAGUUAACACAACGUGUGAUGUCCACCUCCCGGUGUAUUUAUUCUCACUACAGGAAUGGUUCGGGCGUGGUCGUGGGCGGCUGCGGUGGGCGUCAUCGUGGCGGUGAGCGUGGUGGGCGCCGUGGGUGGGGAUGGACAGGAGAGUAACGAGAGGGAGCGACGGGCGCCCUCUGGCUUCCUGGGUAUGAGAGGGAAAAAGGACCUGUCGUCUCACCUUGUCGACACGACCGCCAGCAACCAGUACUCACUGCACGACUCCUACCCAGCUGCUGCUGCUGCCGCUGCUGCCCUCUAUGGUCUCAGGGACGACAGCGGUCCCAUGGUCCUUGCUGUGCCCUGGAGAGCCAAGAAAGCUCCCUCAGGCUUCCUGGGUAUGCGAGGCAAGAAGAGUGAUGAAGAAGUCUUUGGCGAAGCUGGCUACCACAGCGACUUGGAAACCCUGCUGAAGCGUGCACCCUCAGGCUUCCUCGGUAUGCGCGGCAAGAAAGCUCCUUCAGGUUUCCUGGGUAUGAGAGGCAAGAAAGCGCCCUCUGGCUUCCUGGGCAUGAGAGGCAAGAAACUGUACGAUGAUGACAGUGAAAUGGAUGCCUACAUCCAGGCACUAACAGCCAUGGUGGAGGGUGAACAGAAGAGAGCUCCUUCAGGCUUCCUAGGGAUGAGAGGCAAGAAGUCUCCCUACGGAGUUACUACUGACGAGGAGAUGGAGGAUAUGGCCUCCCUUGACAAGCGAGCACCUUCAGGUUUCCUGGGUAUGAGGGGCUGAGGAGACUCCUGUUACGCUCACUACUUAACUCUGUCUGGAGAUGUACACAGAGCCGCCACCCCUGCCACAUCUAGACCCACCAUAUCAGUGACCUUCCCAGCCAAGACAGCCACUUUAGUGCAGAACUUUUCUCAUUACCAGUAGUCGUUUAACCUCUUCACGUAGUUCCUCAACAGACAUUAUACAGCAAAGCAAUACUAACCAAUGUAAAUUAUGGAAAAUGUUAGUCCUUACGUAUCCACAUAAAAGCAUUUCUUCAGUAAAUCUACCAGGGAGGCGUCGUAAAAUAAUCAAGUAGUGAAACCUCUGUCUGUUUUCUUCCGCUAGUGUACUUCUCAAUUUUUUUUUUUUACACUUAUCCGUUAUAGCUGCUGAUUGUAUUUUGUGAUUGUGUCAUAGCUUUACCCCUGUUUAGUGAUAGUAUGAUAGCUGUGCCCUUGUUCAGUGAUAGUAUGUUAGCUGUGCCCUUGUUCGGUGAUAGUUGUAGCCCUGUACAUUAGUGAAGAUGUUCGAGGCUGGGAACACUGUGUGCAGGUGCACACAUCACAACAAUGUGUUAAACCUCUUUCGUGUACUCCAACUCUUCUCUCUUUCCCCUCCCUAACUAUGGGUUUUCUUGGCUGGAAUUGUAUUCUAAAAAUCUGUACAUCGUUAUUAUAGCACUAUAGUCUUGUAAAUUAUAUAGAUAAUUUAUAAAUUUAGUGACGAAACGAAAUUUGCAGUCUUGGUUAAUGACCAGGUCUUGGCUGGUUAAUGACCAGGUCUUGGCUGGUUAAUGACCAGGUCUUGGCUGGUUAAUGACCAGGUCUUGGCAAUUAUUGAAAAUAGCAAAUUGUUGUUGUUUAUGAUGCAGCUUAGAACAUUAUUCCUGGUUGUUGCUGUGUGACAAUGAACACUGUUCUUGACCCUCCCAGUUGUCUCAUCUGGCAAUAUUGUUCUUCUUUGGUUACGCUUAGUUAAAAGUGGCAGUGACCGGUAUGGAUCUAUUUGAAGUUUCUGUGGAUGGGAAAAGAAUUUUCUCUCCUUAUAAACUUCGUAUUAAUAACGUCAUUCUUGCAGUUCAUGUUAGACCCUCGCAAAUAUUUAAAUGUCUAUUUUGUAUAAAAAAAAAUGCAGCUGGUGGGGGUGCACAUCCACACGGGCAACUGUCGAAGGUCCACAUGAGGAAUCUCCUACUUAAAUUUCAAGAAACCAAAUAUGACAAAACUGUAUUACGCUAAUUUAAAUAAAAGACAAUCCUCUUAACUAAUU
Cherax quadricarinatus is the source of this 2197-nucleotide messenger RNA. RefSeq names its product Tachykinin (gene Tk). The record is from RefSeq and is a predicted model, not a curated record. NCBI's taxonomy places the organism in Eukaryota, Metazoa, Arthropoda, Malacostraca, Decapoda, Parastacidae.